This is a messenger RNA of Pseudocercospora fijiensis CIRAD86, 444 nucleotides long. RefSeq lists its product as uncharacterized. Gene Ontology annotation, biological process: RNA processing. The transcript has 2 exons. The record is from RefSeq and is a predicted model, not a curated record. NCBI's taxonomy places the organism in Eukaryota, Fungi, Ascomycota, Dothideomycetes, Mycosphaerellales, Mycosphaerellaceae. The coding region runs from base 1 to 444 and encodes 147 amino acids. Gene Ontology annotation, molecular function: ribonuclease III activity.
AUGGCAAGCCGAUUGGAGAAUGCGAAAACUUUCAUCGAGCACCUUACGGGUCACAAAUUCACGAACAGCAAUCUCCUGAUUGAAGCACUGGAUACCACGGGCCAGAGGGCUCGCGAGUCCAACCGACGCCUGGCCCUGCUGGGAGACAAGCUGAUGGUCCACAUCAUUGCAGACGGGUGGUAUGCGAGUAAUGCUCCGCUAGUCCGCGGGCAGACAUUGCUGGAGCGCAUUUGCGGCAACGACAAUUUGGCGACGGUCGGGUUCAACAUCGGUCUUGACGCACAUGUCGUGGUCCAUCCAGGCCAGCGCGGCGCGGUGAGCCGCAAGACCAUGGCAACCACUGUUGAGGCUGUUGUCGGCGCUAUCUAUGUCGAUUCAGGCAAGGACAUCGAGACUGUCAAAGAUGCAAUGGUCUGCAUCGGACUGAAUCCCUCUGGAGUUUAG